This is a messenger RNA of Sporothrix brasiliensis 5110, 2193 nucleotides long. RefSeq names its product exocyst complex component EXO84. Gene Ontology annotation, biological process: exocytosis; Golgi to plasma membrane transport; intracellular protein localization. The record is from RefSeq and is a predicted model, not a curated record. The coding region runs from base 1 to 2193 and encodes 730 amino acids. The transcript has 3 exons. Gene Ontology annotation, cellular component: exocyst. NCBI's taxonomy places the organism in Eukaryota, Fungi, Ascomycota, Sordariomycetes, Ophiostomatales, Ophiostomataceae.
AUGUCGGAAGACAGGCUCAAGAUCUCGCUGCGCAGCGGCCCCAAGCGGAACAAAAGCGCCCGCCCUGUCAUCAGCGCGCCGAGGCAGAUCUCAGCACCAAUUGGGCCUGCCACCCAGAACAGCCUACCCCUGCCACGCAAUGAUGGCCCGCGGCCGACCGGUGGCGGCGACGCCCCGAUAUCACGGCCAAAGCUUCCCCAGCAGCCCGGAGGAAAGACGUCAGACUAUAUCAAGCGACGCUACUCCGCACGCUUUAACGACUUGCCCAAGAACGAGUUCGCACCCCCAGUACCGUCCUUGCCAUCCUUCAACCAGUAUGAGUCGGCCGCCAGACGGCCAGGAGCGGGUGGUGCCAACAUGCCGAUUCAGCGCGGUGGGGACGACCGAGGGGGCCGGGGCGGUAGUGGAGGCGGUGGCUCAGGAGCACCGAUACCCGUGGACGUCAAAGCGCUGCGUGACCCCAAGCUCAGCCCAGACCAGUAUGUGGCGUCGAUGCUGAGCGAUGCGUCCGACGAGGAUAUCGCUCGCUAUGAGGAGGCACUACGAGAUUUGCGGUCACGGGCGGCCGGCGAUUUGCAACAAAACAUCUACCAGAACCGGGCCCAGUUCAUCAAGAUUAGCAAAGAGGCUGAGAAGCUCAAGGGCGAGAUGCGCUCGCUGCGCAACCUGAUGGCUGAGCUCAAGUCCAACACGACCGCUCUGCGCUCCGCCUCGUCGACAUCCAUAUCCAACCAGUCCUCGUCUGGCGGUGACGGCGGUCGUGGUGGUGCCGAUGCAAGUGGUCUCGGUGGCGUUGGUUUUUCCACGGGCCUCAGCAAGCGCGACAAGCGCAGCUCGGUGGCAGAUCGGACGGCACUGUGGAACUCGCAGAUGCAAGCCCUGUACAAGAACGUCGAGGGCUCACAGCGGUUUCUGCCCAUGACGCUUGGCCGCCACGUGGUGCAGAACGCCGGCCAGUGGAUUGAGUUGGACAAUGCCACCUACAAAUCACGACGCGCCAUGCAAAUCUUCUUGCUCAACGACCAUCUGCUGGUGGCCUCGCGUAAGAAGCGCAAAGCCGACGGGCCGGGCAGCAGUGGUGGGCCGGUGCUAAAGCUCGUAGCCGACCGCUGCUGGCCCCUGCUGGACAUUGAAGUCAUUGACAUGGCUGGCUCGGGCGAGUCUGUGACGUCGCCGUCGCUUGGAAGCAGCAGUGGCCCCGGCUCCGUGCGGUCCAAACUGACGGAUGCCAUUAUGGUGCGUGGCGUCGGCCAAGAAACAGUGCUCUACCGGACCGAAAAGCCAGACGACCCCGAGAAGUCCGCACUGAUGCUCAACAUACGCAAGGUGGUUGAAGACCUGCGGCGCGGCAUCCAAUCGGAAAUGGAGGCCAACAACAAGGCCAAGGAGACAAUCAACUACUUUGCGUCGCGUGAUCCGGGACUGUUGCAAAAGACGGACCUUCUCGAGACGCUGUCCGACAUCAAAGACAUGCUCAUUGAAGUCGACGGCAAGCAGCAGAAUCUGCGGUGGGUCGAGAGCCAGAUGGAUGAGCUGGACAUUGACAUUGCCCUGCAGCAGUUUGAGCCUUCUGUCGCGCGCGUCGAGAAGAUGCAGGGGCUGGCGCGCGGGUUGAAGAACAACGCCGUGGCGCAGGACUUUAUCGAGUUCAAGGUUGAAGAGCGCUCGGCUCGCCUUGCAGCGCUCAUCAUUCGCGAGUUGAUUGACACACACAACGAACAGCGCAAGAUGCGCCGCAACGUCUCGUGGUUGACGCGCCUGGGGUUUGAAGACCGGGCGCGCGAAGCCUACCUCGAGGCCCGCAGCAGCAUGAUCCAGAAGCGUUCCAGGCAAUGCAUCUUCCAAGGCGACCUCCACCUCUACAUCUGGGAGCUCUCGUUUGUGUACUUUUCCAUUAUUCGCAACACCGUCAGCUGCUUCCAGAGCUGCUUCCCACCGCCGAUGAUGAGUGCGUGCGUCAAGUGGGCCAAGGAGGAGGUCGAGGCCUUCAACCGCAUACUGGCGCGGCAGCUGAGCAGCACAGAGCGUGAAGGCGAGGCCUGGCGGAGGUGUAUGGACCAGGCACACGAGCACGCCCGCAUGCUGUCCGACGUCGGCCUUGACUUCCGCAACCUCGUUGGUCAUGAGCCACCCACACGGACACCUGCCGCUCCCAAAGUACCAAGCGGACCAGUUGGUCUUGGCUUGUCGUGA